Podarcis muralis (Common wall lizard) is the source of this 1535-nucleotide messenger RNA. The record is from RefSeq and is a predicted model, not a curated record. NCBI's taxonomy places the organism in Eukaryota, Metazoa, Chordata, Lepidosauria, Squamata, Lacertidae.
AUGGAGGAAGCAGCAACACCUGGAGCCGGCAGAAGGAUGGGGUGGUGGCUCCUCCCUGUUCUGGCCCUCACUGCUUUCCGCCCCACUCAUGCCGAGGAAACCACCUGCGAUGGGGUCUGCGGAAGGCGUCCCAUGGCGGGCACCCAUACCCUCCUCCGGAUUGUGGGCGGCAGCAACGUUCUCCCCGGAACGUGGCCCUGGAUGGUCAGCUUCCAAGUCAUUACACGGAAAGGAUACGUCAGUUUCUGUGGAGGCUCCCUGAUCAGCCCUCGAUGGGUCCUCAGUGCAGCCCACUGUUUUCAGAAACCAAAGGACAUACCAUGGAUAAGACUGUCGAUUGGUGCCAACCGCAUCUCCAGCCCCGGCCCCGAUGCCCAGAAGCGCUCGAUCAAGAGGCUGGUGAACCACAAGCUCUACAGGCGUGAUUCCGGCAACAAAAUACACAACGACAUUUCCUUGGUGGAGCUGAAUGAGCCAGUCAACUGCACGGACUAUAUUCAGCCAGCCUGCUUGCCGGAUGACAGCGUGGUGGUUUCCUUGCUCAAGCACUGCUAUGUCAGCGGUUUUGGAACCAUGGACCCGAAAACGGGGGAAAAGCCCGAUAUCAUGCUGGAAGGUUCUGUUGACAUCAUCCCCACGGCGACUUGCAGCAGCCCAGUCUGGUGGUCCAAGCUGAUCCUCGAGGAGAACAUCUGCGCUGGACGCUUGGAAGGAGGCGUAGCUACUUGCAAGGGCGACAGCGGUGGCCCCCUCAUGUGCCGGGAACAGAGGUCUGAACGCUACUGGUUGGUUGGAAUCACCAGCUGGGGACCGUCCUUCUGCGGCCAGGAAAAGAAGCCGGGGGUCUACACCUCCACACAGUUCUACCUCGACUGGAUCAGGAAGACGACCAAGGAGGACUUUUCCCUACCCAGCCACACACCGCUAAUGGCAGAGCCCCAGGCUGCGCCACAGCCACACCCACCUCCAACGCCACAGCCCCAACCGGGACAAAAUGGGAAUUUGCUAUAUCCCAGGCCCCCUACAGCAGCCUGGUACACGAACAGGCCUUGGCCACCCCCCAAGACCCGCCCUCAGCGUGGUCCUGCGCUCUGGUAUACGAACAGACCCAACUCCCGCCGUACACGGUAUAGGCGGCCAGUAAGGUGGCGUCUGAGGACAAGGGCCCCAGCUUUGCACGCGCAGAUUUACAGGCCGUGGGUCAUGAUUCAAACACCCCCACCAUGGAUUGAGUUCCAGGCGCAGGAGACACCUGGGAGCCAAGUUUCUUACAAUGGAAAUGGUCCCUAGCUCAGCCGCUGGAAGAGUAGCAGUCGAGGGCUGAUGAGGACUGCUAGGCUUGGGUGGCAAUGCCAGGGGUGCCCAUGGGCAAGGUGGGUGGGCUGCCCCUGCCAGAUCUCAGAGCCCACAACCCGUCCUUUGCUGGUCCUGGCUUGAAUAUGAAGUUGCAUCCAAAUGGGGACUUAAUGCUGCAAACAGCUUGUUGGUGACACUUUUUAACAAAAUCAAAAUAUCAAAGUUCUCAAAAUGAAUAA